This is a messenger RNA of Caenorhabditis remanei, 1017 nucleotides long. RefSeq lists its product as uncharacterized. Gene Ontology annotation, biological process: embryo development. NCBI's taxonomy places the organism in Eukaryota, Metazoa, Nematoda, Chromadorea, Rhabditida, Rhabditidae. Gene Ontology annotation, molecular function: protein binding. The transcript has 3 exons. The coding region runs from base 1 to 1017 and encodes 338 amino acids. The record is from RefSeq and is a predicted model, not a curated record.
AUGCUAUCAAAUCCAUCCUUUCCCCUCCUUAAACUUCCACUUGUUGUGCUGAGACGAAUAUGUGCCAAUUGGGUUCCAAUCGAUUUGCUUGUAUUAUCAAAUGUCUCAAAGCGAACAAUGCUGCGACUUCAUUCAGUGAUUCCCAGGAAACGAUUUAAACUGAAAGUAUUGUUUUGGAUGAAUUCAAGAGCUUUCGUACUUGAUGGAACGACGGAGCAUGUGAUCGAUAUUCCAUUUGAGCAGAGAAAUCGAAUUAACUGGAAGGAUGACAUUUAUUUUUUGGAUUUCAUUUUCGAAGACAUCAGCAUUCGUAAUAUUAUAUCGAUGUUCGACCAAAUGUCUUAUGUCUUCAACACAGAUAUUCAUAGCAUAAGCAUGAAUGCUAACCAGUGCUCUGGAAAAGUAUCGAGAAUACUGUGCUGGUUGAACUACCGUCAAAAAUCAAUUGAUGAUGUAAAAAUAGAUUUUAACACGCGAGAAGAUAUUGCUGAUAUUAUUUCACUUUGUCAGACUUUGAAUAUUAAGAAAAACCUUGAUAUAGCAAAUUUUUUCGAAUCUCACAAAGGGAAAAAGCUAAAUCCUAAAUAUGAAAUGGAUAACUUAUGGCUGCAUGCCUACAAUUUAGACCAGUGGAUCACGUUGGAUAACAUAAUGGAUUUCGAUUGCAUUCAUAUGAAUUUGACAUCAUUCUCAUUCACAUCAUCUGAUAUGAAUAGAUAUUUGAAAGCAUGGAUAAAUGGAUGUAAUUUUCGAAUGAAGUAUCUUUCUUUGGGUCUCAGACCUUUAGAUCUCAAGGUACUCACUGAUGGAAUAGAGGUAGAGGAAGUAAAUGCUUCCAUUGUGAGAAGUUAUAAUAGCAAAAUUCUCCGAGGACCUUGCGUGUUCGAGGAUGGAACAAACAUACGUAGUAAAGAUGGGAGACGAGCAACAUUCAAACAAAUAACAAAUAAUGAUUAUCUCGAUUCAAAACGAUGUUCCCCGUUCAAAAUGAUGGUGUGGUUGGAGGAUGGUCAAUAA